This is a messenger RNA of Symbiodinium sp. CCMP2456, 1308 nucleotides long. NCBI's taxonomy places the organism in Eukaryota, Dinophyceae, Suessiales, Symbiodiniaceae. The record is from the annotation of a GenBank genome assembly.
AUGGCCUAUACUGCAUUGGUCACGCCGCUCCAGGUUUGUUUGCUCGACAUCUCCUUCGACACCUUGUUCGUGAUGAGCAUGUGUACGGAUUUCGUGUUCUUGCUGGACAUGGUUCUGCAGUUCUUCACAACAUACGCUCGGACGACUCCCAGUGGUGUUGUUUGGGAGGUGAGGCUGGAUAUGAUUGCGAAGCAUUAUUUGCACUCGUGGUUCCUCUUCGACUUGUUGACCGUCAUUCCUUUCGAUCUCCUAGGCCUGCUCACGAAUGCGGAAGCAUUGAAAGACCUGAAGAUGGUCAAGGUGAUUCGAACGCUGAGACUGGUGAAACUCGUCCGGCUGCUGAAGUCCUCGAACCUCCUGCAUCGUUUGGAGAUCCCGUUCUCCUUGCCGUACCAGCAGUUCGCUUUACUGAGAUUUCUCUCCGUGCUUGUAUUGAUGUGUCACUGGCUAGCCUGUGUGUGGGCAUUGACGCUGCAGCUGGUUGACCGCGACUAUCCCCAGUGGAUCGACGAUGUGGAGGCCGUGGAUGGUGAGUUUGGCAUCCGAACCCGUGAAUCCGCAUGGCGAAUUUACGUUGCUUCCUUCUAUUUUUGUAGCUACACCAUGACUUCGGUGGGCUAUGGGGAUUUCGGGCCGAAGAACAUCCUGGAGCGUCUCGUGUGCACGAUGAUGGUGAUGGUCUCUGGGCUGUGCUGGGCCUACAUUCUCGGCGAAGUUUGUGCCAUCGUGGCGGACAUGAAUGCUGACAGUCAGCUCUUCCGGAAAAAGAUGCACCAGCUGAACGUCAUGAUGCGAGAUCAAGGACUACCCCACGAGCUUCGCAGUCGGUUGCGCAGCUUCUUCUUGCAAAACCGACACCAGAUCCAGUAUCAGAAGCAACUUCAGCUCCUGGACAACAUGAGCCCGAGACUCCAGGCGGAAGUCUGCAGAGUGCUUACGUUGACCUGGAUCCGGAAGGUGCCCUUCUUCCUACAGUUCAUGAAUUUGACGGAAAGGAUGGCCUCCAGAGGUAUGCAGACUGCUACCUUCGAAGCCUGCAUCGCUGACAUCUCCCGGAGACUUCAAUGCACGGCCUAUGCGCAGGCAGACUGCUUUACCAAUGUCCAGGUACUCCACAUCCUGUCCAAAGGCCUUGUCGCACUGGACAACAGAUUUGGAAAGAUGGGCACUGUCUGGGGGGAAGAUUUCGUCCUGGCCGACAAAUCCUUAAUCCAUGUGGUGAACUGCGUGGCCAUGUCAUACUGUGAAGUGUUUUUUCUGACCCGGGAGAACUUCAUGGCUGUGGUCGAAGAGGAGUACCUGCCCUGA